Messenger RNA from Carcharodon carcharias (great white shark), 1923 nucleotides. RefSeq names its product glycerophosphodiester phosphodiesterase domain containing 2 (gene gdpd2). The transcript is spliced from 17 exons. Bases 49 to 1734 code for a protein of 561 amino acids. The record is from RefSeq and is a predicted model, not a curated record. Gene Ontology annotation, biological process: lipid metabolic process. Gene Ontology annotation, molecular function: glycerophosphodiester phosphodiesterase activity. Gene Ontology annotation, cellular component: membrane. NCBI's taxonomy places the organism in Eukaryota, Metazoa, Chordata, Chondrichthyes, Lamniformes, Lamnidae.
AACAUACAACAGGACUGUGCAGUUAAUGCCUGUGAACUAGGAAGACUGAUGAUGGAAAGGCAGAUGAUGUUUCAGUUGAAGAAUUUUUGCUUAACUUGUAUUACUGGCAUUUAUGGUUGCCAAUGGAAAACGUAUCCACCACAACCCAACAAAAAGAAGGAGUGCAUCUGGUAUCUGGUCCUAUCCUGUACCUUUGUCAUCAGUGUUUUCUGGUUUUACUGCUGGUGGGCACUGCACAAUGACUACAGCAACUUAAAUGAGCAUUUAUUUGCAAAGAUGCAUCGGUGGUUAGACUGGUCAGUGAUUCUCCUAAUAUUGACAGCAAUUAUCUUUAGCUAUCUGCUUCUGUUAAUGAUACUUGCACUGUGUCACUUUGCUCUGGGAAUAUCACUUUACUUACACUGGAUUAACAAGGUUGCCAUCCUGAUUUCUGUCUUGCUGAUCCUAAUUUUGAUGAUCGUCAUUAGAAUUAAGUGGAAGGAAGAAUGGGACACUAUAAAUCUGUCACUUCAAGUAACAGCUCCUUUCCUCCACCUUGGUGCAAUUGUUGGUGUGACUAGUGUGGCCUGGUUCGUCACUGAUCAAUUUUUCCAAUCAAAGCGGAGAAAUUCAAUGCUGACUGUCCCAGUUUCCCAGACGUUAAGAAACCCGGCAAAUGAAAAGAGGAAAAAACAGCUGGAUCAAACUGUUUUUCAGAUGGUCCUGCCGAUGUUCUAUCUUGGAGUGGUGAUAAUUCUUUAUUUCAUUCCUUGUGCAAUUUCUUCCCCUUGUAUCAUUGAAGGAGAAAAUCUGGCACCACGACCAUCUAUGAUGGGGCACCGUGGAGCACCCAUGUUGGCUCCAGAGAACACCUUAAUGUCUUUUGAGGAAACUGUGAAAUGUGAGGCAUCUACUUUUGAAACUGAUGUGCAGAUCAGUUCUGAUGGAGUCCCAUUUCUAAUGCACGACUCUACAUUUGAAAGGACAACAGACAUAGCAGCAGUUUUUCCUAAGCGAGCCAGAAAUAAAGCCUCAAGUUUUACAUGGGCAGAGAUUCAGAAGCUCAAUGCUGGAAAAUGGUUUCUGAAGAAAGAUCCUUACAACACAGUGAGGAUGCUAUCGGAAGCAUCACAAAAAAAAGCUUCCAAGCAACGUGUUUGUCCAUUGGCUCAGCUGUUGGCUCUUGCAGCGAAAAAUAAAAAAUAUGUAAUAUUUGACCUGCGACCUCCAACAAAUACAUCUCAUCCAUACCACAACACUUCUCACAAAGUUGUUGUAGAAACCAUCCUGAAUUCCUCGAUUGAUCACAAUCUGAUCCUGUGGCUGGCAAACAAUAAGAAUAGCACACCCAAUGAUUUUCAGAAGAUUGUGGGAGAAAAACUUGACCCAGAAACACUGCAUAGGGAGAACAUUCACACCAUCAACGUUCGCUAUAGUAGCAUCAGCUUCAUGGAGAUCAGAAACUAUGCAGCAAAGAACAUCAGCACAAACCUUUAUGUUGUCAAUGAACGUUGGCUGUUCUCCACACUGUGGUGCGCCAAAGUGAAAUCUGUCACAACCAACGCCUGUCAUCUCUUCAAGAACAUGAAUGAACCUAUUUGGCACAUUCCUCCUGGCACAUAUUUGGCAAUAUGGAUAAUCAUUGAUCUUAUAUCUUUUCUGCUGAUUGUCUUAAUAUAUCUUAGACAAAGAUCAAAACACAGGAAGAUACAAGAGGUUAGGAUGGAAGAAAAUUCUGAGGACACUAUUCUGUGAUUAAGCUUUGGAGGCAGCAUUUCUCCAUACUGAUGUAACUCAUUGACUGCAUGACAUCAUAGGGUCUGGGUAAUGGCCUCAGAGUUGAAGUUCAAGGUCAAUAUUGUACCUACAUUUUUUGAAACCUUUAUUUAAAAAUAAAUGAAAUGUAUCUGCCCCUCAUCUCAGUGUGGGGUUUACAUAACAAAA